UCAUACUACAACACACGCUCCUCUUCUCUUAUAUUUAUUACACUCACCUCAUUUCACACCCUUUCAACUUUCUUGCAAACCAAACAAAAAUAAUACAAAACAACACUAUUUAUAAGAUUUUACAGAAUAAUGCAUGUUCUUGGUUUCAAUCCUUACGUUUUAACUCAUUUUCUGUCACCCGUUCGCUUGUUUUCGUAGAAAAUUAACCCGGAACGGAUAUAUAUAUGGAAAGAUCAAGUGUUUUUGUGGUAGUUUUCAUGUGUUUUUUAGGUUGUUUUGAAGUAGGGUUUUGUGAAAGUGAAACGGUACUUUUUGAGAAAAGUUUUAUUAGUUGGGAUGAUAUGAAAGUUGAUGAAGAUAAAGCCAGAUUGAAUUCUAGAUUUGAUUUUAACAGAAGCAAAAUUAUUGUAGUUGAUAUGAAUGGUGAAGGCGAUUCUUUAACUGUUCAAGGUGGUAUUGAUUUGGUUCCAGAAAAUAAUACUCAGAGAGUCAAGAUUUAUAUUCUUCCUGGAAUUUACAGAGAAAAAGUGUUUGUACCAAGAAGCAAGCCAUAUGUAUCAUUCAUUGGAAAAGAAAGUAAAUGUGCUGACACUGUGAUUACUUGGAACAACAAAGCUUCUGAUAUUGACAGCAGUGGAGUUGAAUUAGGAACGUAUAGAUCGGCCUCCGUCACCAUAGAAUCCGACUAUUUCUGCGCUACUGGAGUCACUUUCGAGAAUACAGUAGUGGCAGAGCCUGGAGAAUUUGGAAUGCAAGCGGUAGCACUGAGAGUUUCUGCAGACAAGUCAUUUUUUCAUAAAGUUAGAAUAUUGGGAACACAGGACACUCUAUUAGAUGAGACUGGAUCACAUUUUUUUUACAAAUGUCACAUUCAAGGAGCUGUAGAUUUUAUAUUUGGUAGAGGACGAUCACUUUUUCAGGACUGUGUGCUUCAAUCAACAGCUAAAAGAUCUGGAGCAAUUGCAGCUCAUCACAGGGAUACACCGUUUGACGAUUCAGGUUUCUCUUUCGUAGGCUGUAUCAUUAACGGAACCGGAAAAAUCCUUCUCGGAAGAGCUUGGGGAAAUUAUUCGAGGGCUAUAUACUCCUACUGUUUCAUUGAUGACAUCAUAACUCCUCCGGGAUGGAGCGACUGGAACAACCCGGACAGGCAAAAGACCGUGUUUUUUGGAGAAUACGAAUGUAGCGGAAGAGGAGCGGAAACAGGAGGUCGAGUCCCAUGGUCAAAGACUUUCAGUUAUGAGGAAGUAAGACCUUUCUUAGAUAUGCAAUUCAUAAAAGGAGAUGAAUGGCUUAGACUAUAGCUUUUAUUUCUUUCUUAUAGUUCAUCUUAUCAAAUUGUGUUAUAGUUUUCAUUUUUUUAAAUCCGGCUUUACCGGCGGAUUUACUAUGUCAUAAAGGCUAAAGCAUGCACAGGACAGCUAAGUUGUAAAAAAAUUUCAUUCAUAUUUUUCUCUA
This is a messenger RNA of Mercurialis annua (annual mercury), 1458 nucleotides long. RefSeq names its product pectinesterase QRT1. The coding region runs from base 225 to 1304 and encodes 359 amino acids. The transcript has 5 exons. Lineage: Eukaryota; Viridiplantae; Streptophyta; Magnoliopsida; Malpighiales; Euphorbiaceae. Gene Ontology annotation, molecular function: pectinesterase activity. The record is from RefSeq and is a predicted model, not a curated record. Gene Ontology annotation, biological process: cell wall modification.